AUAUCUGCACUAAUACCAUUCUGCUCCUGACCAUCAUUAUCUUCAUCAUUCUCUUCAACAUCAUCAUCAGCAGUCAUGAUCUAUCGUUCUCUCCUGCUGGUUCUGCUGGUUCUUGCCUGCCUUCAGUCCUUCACAACAGCCAACAAUGGAAAAGGACCAGAUCAGUGCUGUACCGAUUUUGUGAUACAACCAAUCCCUGUAAGAGUCAUUACAGCGUAUGCAGUAACAGAUAUUCAGUGUCCAAAACCUGGAGUCAUCUUUACUCUACAGAAUGGUCGUCAUGUGUGUGCAGAUCCCGGCUUCAAGUGGGUGAAGCAUCACAUGUACAGAAUUAAGGAGCGUCUGUUUAACAGUCUGAACAAACCUACAGGGAGUUUAAAUUCUCUCUCCAAGUAAUGAAUAAUUAUUUUAUAAAAUGGACUUUUUACAUAAUCAGACAGGAGAAACAAAGCUUUUAGUUAUAAACUUAAAUAUAAUCUGAUUUAUUCUACAGACUGUUAACAUGAAUUCAUUUACUUUUUAUUGACAUUUCUCUGCUUUAAAAGAAAAUCAUGUUGGUUGCAUUCAAACAUUUAACAAGUUUAUGUACAACACUAAUAUAUUAAUAUAUGUAACAUACACACAUAUGUCUGAUCAGUGUGUUUGUGUUUUCUCCCA
This is a messenger RNA of Tachysurus fulvidraco (yellow catfish), 657 nucleotides long. RefSeq names its product C-C motif chemokine 18-like. Bases 76 to 396 code for a protein of 106 amino acids. Lineage: Eukaryota; Metazoa; Chordata; Actinopteri; Siluriformes; Bagridae. Gene Ontology annotation, cellular component: extracellular region. The transcript is spliced from 3 exons. The record is from RefSeq and is a predicted model, not a curated record. Gene Ontology annotation, biological process: G protein-coupled receptor signaling pathway; monocyte chemotaxis; positive regulation of GTPase activity. Gene Ontology annotation, molecular function: CCR chemokine receptor binding; chemokine activity.